Messenger RNA from Drepanopeziza brunnea f. sp. 'multigermtubi' MB_m1, 912 nucleotides. The record is from RefSeq and is a predicted model, not a curated record. NCBI's taxonomy places the organism in Eukaryota, Fungi, Ascomycota, Leotiomycetes, Helotiales, Drepanopezizaceae.
AUGCAGAACAAGCAGCGCAUGGACGAAUCGUGCCUUUCGAUUCUUGUGAAACUCGGUGACUUUGGUGAGGAUGAUGAUUUGGACCUUGGUAGAGCUCAUGGGCCGAAGGGGUAUUUCGAAGGUAUUUCGAAGGGAUUCCCCGGGAGCGAUUUCGCCAUAAGCAUUUUCGGUCGACGCCGCAAGAGGAUCUUGCGGCACGCAGGGCAAAAGUCACGGGUUGAAAAGGCCGCUUCGUCCACAGUCACGAGGCGCAAGCAGAGAGGCUCCAAGCAUCGUCGAUCUCCUUGCAGCUCCGCCUCAGAGUUUCCUUCUCAAUCCUCGUCGCGGCGGCAAUAUCAAGCGAGUAUUUCAAUGCAGCACGCAGCACGCAGUACACAGCUCCACCGGCACCCAAUUGAUGGCCAUCCCGGACGGUGCGAGAACCUGAGCGACACGGCAAGAGCUCUGGGGAUUGCGGCGAUGAAACGUGCCCGGAAUGAGAUCGACAGCUUAAUUGAGGCCAAUCACGUGGGCGAGGUGACAGCAGGGUUGCCCAAGAUAUCGAGAAAGGUGCAUGCGUGCACAGAGUGUCAGGCGAGGAAGAUCAAGUGCGACGUUGGACCUGGCAAGGCGAUCUGCACGAGGUGGAAAUCGACAAUUGAAGGGGAUUCGAAAUGCCUGCAACGAGCAGUAUCAAAGAUUCUUGAUGUCCUGGAUCUUCCAUCGCUAGAAUCCUUCCAUCGGCCAACGCAACUCGUUCAGGUGGUAUCACCAGAUCCUGUCAUCGAACAACUGCAGGAGUCGAGAACUACUCGGACGGCUGUAAUGGCCAUGACGAGAGAGCACUCCUUGGAUCCUGAAAGUAAGAUGAACGAUGCUCUCGUAUCAGCCCCGAUGGGUAGCGUAUAUGAAGUCGCGAAUUCAGGAACCUGA